AGUUUCCUGCCAAUCCCAAUUUUAUGUAUACUCUGCUAGCACGGAAUUGUGUAUUUUCCCAACAGAUUAUACAAUUAAAGACAUACAAGACAUACUACAUUAUGUAUAUAUCGUGUACCAUCCACACAACUGUGAGACGAGGACGAGAAAUUCUGUAUAUGAGUUGUGCAAAUGACGUGAAAAUCGAGAAAACCAACAUCACACCGUCACAAUAUCUCCAAACUGAGAGAGUAAAUCAUGAGAACCAGCCAAGUGUGUGCUCUCUGCUUAAAUAUUUCACCAAUCUAGUCAAUGUACUAUAAACUUUCAUUGUUAUUCGACACACUAUAUCUUACACCUUUUGCAAUUUAGAUAAAGCUAUAUUUAAAUGGGACAACGUUCCAAAAUACUCCUAUCUCUCAAUUUCUCGAUUGAAAGCUCUUUGUUUUAUGUAGUUACAUAUCACCUUUAAUCAAUCACCAUUGCACCCUGUAUAAUGUGGGAAUUUAACUGUGAGUAGGGAUUGGCUGUGAAAUGGGUAAAAUGUAUAAAUCAAUUGUGUAUUAGCGUGAAGUGUUUUUCAUCAUUGAUAAAACCAAUUUAUGUUUAGUUAAGUUGGAAAAACAACAUGUUUUUUUAAUCACAAAAAAACUAUCUUUGAUACAAUCUGUAAUGCUGCUUGAAGUGGAGGUGUGUUUUUAGUGAGUAUAAAAGUAGUGCUUUCCUAACUACGUCUCAGUAGGAGAUAUAGAGUGAAUUUGUGAGCUUUAAAAUGUUCUAAAAUAGAAUAUUAGUGAUCAGAUGAAAGUGAUGUGAAAAUUUUUAACCCUGGAAAAGUGGCUGAGACUGAAAAGUAGAAAAGUGGUGAAAAAAAAAGAAUGAAAAAAAGUUUGGAUUUGAUGGAUAUUGCAAUUAUUUUUUAUUCAACACUCCCAACUGAGAGGAAUUACGAUGGAAAUCUCUAAAACAACAGAGGCAAUUUUUUACGUGAGCCGAGUUUUCGGCCUCAGUCCAUACCAAAUAAUUCGCAAUGCCAAAGGGCAUAUAAUUGACUACACAGAGAAAAGGAUAUGGUACAUAUAUACCAUACUUGUUAUUGUUGCAUUAGAUAUUUUAACAUUCUACGGAAUUCAUUAUGACAUGACUUCGAAGCGACCCGUUCGUAUGAAAACGUCGACUUCGAGGGUAGUCACGGUACUGGAUAUUUCUAUUAUUGUGGGAGCCUCAACAUCCGGGGUGCUGUGUGGACUCUUUGGUUUGAGUAGGACACGGAAAUUCAACCAUAUUCUUCGCACUACAGACGAAUACCUCUCGAGCUACAGUGAAUUUGUAAGGAAAAAGCGUCGAGGAAUUAUUUUCCUUGUAGCUACACUUGUAACACUAACAGUUGCAGUUGUUGUGGACAUAAUUGUAUGGAUGCGAGCAGCUGAUAAAUUAGCUACAAAAACAAUUGAUACACGAAGAAAUGUAUGGCACUACAUGACGAUUUACCUUCUCUACUAUGUUCUGGUGGUGUUUCAUGUGGUUUUCACACAGUCGGCCCUCGGAAUCGCAGAUAGAUUCCGCUUCUUGAACAAGGUGCUCCUAAAUGUAUUCCCCGAGAGCACAUUACAUCUCUUUCAACCCAUUCGAGUCAUUAAACUCCCCGUGGUACAGAAUGUGAGCCAGGCCGUGGAUGAUCUAGGCAAUAAAACAAAGAAUGCGACCACAGCACCAAUUACCACCCUCACUGGCGUUUCAACAAAAGUGCCCCCAAUUAAAUUGGCGGAAAUUCUCGAGCGUCUCAUUGAUAUCCAUUCAUCUCUCGGCCAGGCGGUGCAUUUAAUGUCAACGGUGUAUGGAGCUGCAAUUAUCGUGGGACUAAUCUCAUGUCUUCUUCACGUUGUGGCGACAGCUUAUUUCCUGCUACUGGAAAUUCUAGAUGACGGAAGUAGUGGUCUCUUUUGCACGGCUCAGUUGCUAUGGCUCGUUGUACAUAAUGCUCGUUUACUGAUGGUGGUAGAACCAUGUCAUACCAUCCUUUCUGAGGCGAUGAGAACAACAAAAAUCGUGUGUGACAUCCAGAGAUAUUGCAAAGAUCCAUCCAUAAAAGAAAAACUUGAAAUAUUCUGGAGUCAGCUCGUUGUGCAGAAAUCAUAUUUCACUUUUAGCGCAUUUGGAAUGUGCAAAAUUGAUCGGGAAAUUAUCACAUCGUUUUUUGGCACAAUAGCAACAUACCUUGUGAUUUUGAUUCAAUUUCAACGUUCAGACACUUCAGCACCACCACCCAUAGAGGACAAAUAGCUAUAAUGUAUGACUAAAAGUAUUUUCGAUAAUUAAAUUUUCAAUGAUAAUGAAAUCAAUAAAUGUAUUGUGUUGCCAUUAACAUAUACAUAUAAAUACUUGAUUGACAUAUAACCCUUUUAAAAUAAUACAAUUAUGUAUGACUAAAUUUAACUAGCAUUAUUAUAUCAUUUUCAAAAAAUUGAAUACAUUGUGUAAUUAUAUCAAUAAAUUGAAAAUGAAACAUUAAAA
Messenger RNA from Lutzomyia longipalpis, 2493 nucleotides. RefSeq names its product gustatory receptor for sugar taste 43a (gene Gr43a). NCBI's taxonomy places the organism in Eukaryota, Metazoa, Arthropoda, Insecta, Diptera, Psychodidae. Bases 931 to 2262 code for a protein of 443 amino acids. Gene Ontology annotation, biological process: sensory perception of taste. The record is from RefSeq and is a predicted model, not a curated record. The transcript is spliced from 9 exons. Gene Ontology annotation, cellular component: axon; membrane; dendrite.